AUGCCGCCCUCCGCUACCGAGAAGGAGCAGAUCGGAUUCUUGGUGAACUGCAUCAAGAACACCCACAAUGGAAAGGUCGACUGGGAAGGGGUCGCCAGCGACCUGAACAUCAUCUCUAAGGCGGCCGCGUCCAAGCGUUACUCCCGCCUCCUCCAAGCCUACGAGCUGAACUCGGCCGGUGAACAGGCCUCCGGAACCCCUACCAAGGCCGGCAAGGCCACCGACAAGUCCCCCAAGGACAAGAAGGGCAAGGCCUACAAGGUCUCCAAGCCCAGCCGUGCCUGUGGUCGCUCUGCCAAGGACAAGAGCGACGAACAGGAGCCCCAGGAGGACCAGGAGAACCAGGAGGAGAAGGAACCUUAG
Penicillium alfredii is the source of this 363-nucleotide messenger RNA. RefSeq lists its product as uncharacterized. Lineage: Eukaryota; Fungi; Ascomycota; Eurotiomycetes; Eurotiales; Aspergillaceae. The record is from RefSeq and is a predicted model, not a curated record. Bases 1 to 363 code for a protein of 120 amino acids. The transcript has 3 exons.